GGCCCCGCGCGCCCGCCGCCAUCUUCGCGCCGCCGCCCCACGCACCGCGCGCACCGCCCCGCCCCGCGGCCCCGCCCUGAGCACCGGAGGGGGGCGGGGCCUGAGGGCGAGAAGGCGGGGCCUCGAGGGGAGACUGCGCGCUCAUUGGCUGCGGCGAGAACGAGGCGGGGACGCGGGCGUGGCCUGGAGGUGGGCGUCGCGGUGCGGGAUGCGGGCGGGGCUGCGCGGACCCCCGGGGCCGGAGCGGGACGUGCGGGGCGCCGUCGUGGCAGCGCCCGGCAGUGCGACCACCGCGUCGCGGAGAACCGCUGGCCACGGGGGUCCCGCUCCGAGGACAGCCCCGCCCCGGGCUCGGGGAUCCGUCCCCACGCGGUCCCCCGCGCCCCACGCCCGCACCCCGUGGCGCAGCCCCGCCCCGUCCCCCGCACGCCGCCCCCGGCCCCGGGGACCGCCCGUUGCCAGGAGCUGCCCGCAGCCGCGCUCGCGACGCCGCGCUCUGCGGGAGGCUGCGGACCCCCCCGGCCCCGCCUCACCAUGCGCGGCCUCGGCGCGGUGCUGUCCCGCCGCUGGGACUCCAACACCGGACGCGGACAGCGCACCGCCGAAGCCCGGGGACGCAUCCUGGACCCCUCCGGGGAGCGCUACUACCGGUGGCUGAGCGCCAUGGUGCUGCCCGUGCUGUACAAUUGGGUCGUGAUCAUCUGCAGGUGCUGCUUCACGGAGGUGCAGGAGCGGCACGCAGCGCUGUGGCUGAGCCUGGAUUGUGUCAGCGAUGCGCUGUACCUGCUGGACAUCAGCGUGCGUCUGAACACCGGGUUCUUGGAGGAGGGCAUCCUGGUGCUGGAUCGGCAGCGCAUCCGGCGCCGCUACCUGCGCUCCAGCAGCUUCCUAUGGGACGUGGCCUCAGUGCUGCCCAUCGAGCUGCUGUGCCUGCGCCUGCGCUCAGCCCUGCGCUCCAACCGCUGCCUGCGUGCCCCGCGGCUCUUGGAGGCCUUCGAGCGCCGGGAGACGCGCACAGCUCACCCCCACGCCUUCCGCAUCGCCAAGCUGAUGCUCUACGUCCUGGUGGCCAUCCAUUGGAACGCCUGCCUCUACUUCGCCCUGUCCGUGCACCUGGGGCUGGGCUCUGAUACGUGGGUGCACCCCAACGGGAGCCGGCCCGGCUUCGCACGCCCGCUGCGGCAAUACCUGCACAGCUUCUACAUCUCCACCCUCAUCCUCACCACCGUGGGUGACACGCCGGAGCCGUGCCGCGAGGAGGAGUUCCUCUUCAUGAUGGCCGGCUUCCUGCUGGCCGUGCUGGGCUUCGCCACCAUCAUGGGCAGCAUGAGCUCCGUCAUCGCCGACAUGAGCGCGGCCGACGCUUCCUUCUACCCGGAGCACGGCCCGGUGCGGCGCUUCCUGCGGGCUCACGGCGUGGCAGGGCGGCUGGUGAGACGCGUGGCCGCCUGGCACGAGCACCUGCGUGCGCAGCGCAAGCUGGCGGAGGAGCGCGUGGUGCUGCGGCACCUGCCUGAGAGGCUGCGUGCCGAGGUGGCCGCCAGCGUGCAUCUACCAGCACUGAGCAAGGUGAGGCUGUUCCAGAGCUGUGAGCGUGGCGUGUUGGAGGCCUUGGUGCUGCGACUGCGCCCUCAGGUCUUCGGGCCUGGAGAGUUCGUCUGCCGGCGCGGCGACGUGGGCCGUGAGAUGUAUUUCAUCCGGGAGGGGCGGCUGGAGGUGCUGGGAGCUGACGGUGUGACGCAGCUCGCCGUGCUGGGAGAGGGGCUCUACUUCGGAGAGAUCAGCCUCAUCAACAUCCCCGGGAACCGCUCAGGGAACCGGCGCACAGCUGACAUCCGCAGCAUCGGCUACGCAGACCUCUUCUGCCUGGCCAAGGAGGACCUGGCAGAGGUACUGAGUGAAUUCCCCAGUGCCCGAGCGCUGCUGGAGGCCAAGGGCCGUGAGAUCCUGCUGCGUAUGGACAAGCUGGACGUGCACGCCGAGGCGGCGGCGGCGGCAGCUCGGGAGGAGGCUGAGCAGAGAGCGCGGGUGCUGGAGGCGGCGUUGGAGGCUCUGCAGACACGAGCGGCGCGGCUGCUGGCACAGCUGGAGUCCAGUGCCCUCAAACUGGCACUGCGCAUCGGGCGCCUGGAGAGCAGGGCGCAGCAGAGGGGCAGGCAGGGGAAGGGCAGCAAGAGGAGUCCCAGCAGGCUGCAGCGUGCCGCGGGGGGAGGGGAGCCCGAGGAGCGACCCACCAGGGCACAAAAUCCCACUAAGGCACAGGGUCCCAUUAGCGUCCGGAGUCCCAGGGGGGCACAGGGUCCCACCGCAGCACGAGGUCCCAUUGGCGUAGUGGGUCCCAGGGGGGCACACAGACCCACCAGGGCACGGGGUCCCACUGGUGCAGGGGGUCCCAUUGGCACACGAGGUCCCACUGGUGCAGGGGGUCCCACCAGGGGUCGGGGUCCCACAGGGGCACGGGGCACACAGCCCAGAGGCCGCUGGCGCUGAGGGUCAGGGAUUCGCCCGGCUGCUGAGCGUGCAAUAGCAGUGACAGUCGGUGCUUUUUGACAGCCGUUGCUAGGAAACAACGACAACAGUUGCUAGGUAACCACGACAACAACCGCUAGGUGAUGGUGACAAUAGUUGCUAUGUAGCAAUAACAACAGUUGCUAAGCAACAGCAGUGGUUGUUGGUGAAC
Centrocercus urophasianus (Greater sage-grouse) is the source of this 2680-nucleotide messenger RNA. Its product is annotated as cyclic nucleotide-gated cation channel alpha-4-like. The record is from RefSeq and is a predicted model, not a curated record. Gene Ontology annotation, molecular function: intracellularly cAMP-activated cation channel activity; intracellularly cGMP-activated cation channel activity; protein-containing complex binding. NCBI's taxonomy places the organism in Eukaryota, Metazoa, Chordata, Aves, Galliformes, Phasianidae. Gene Ontology annotation, biological process: monoatomic cation transmembrane transport. Gene Ontology annotation, cellular component: intracellular cyclic nucleotide activated cation channel complex; plasma membrane.